AACAUCGCUCGUUCACUCCUUCAACGGACCGAAAACAUUCUUUUUGUUGCCUUGAGAUUCAAUCAUGAAGAAGAUCCUAUUUGGUAUACUCUCAAUCAAAAACCAUACAAAAAUGAAUUUAACUCUUAUAACCAUAAAUUGGUUCCAUUUCCUUCUUGCCCUUCUUUGCCUUGUUGGGGAUCUUCUGUUAUUAAUAGGUCAUGAGAUCUAUGUUCUCGGUGGAUGCAUCAAUGGUGAGCUGACCUCUAAUGUGUUUGUUAUCGAUUGCCUACAUAGCACGUUUCGAUUUCUUCCUAGUAUGCGUGUGUCACGUGGCUGUGCGGCGUUUGGUAUUGUAGAUGGGAAGAUUUAUGUAAUCGGAGGGUAUAAUAAGGCAGAUUCAUUGGAUAAUUGGGUUGAGGUUUUUGACCUCGAGAAGCAAACUUGGGAGUCUUUUUCAGGUUUGUGUAAUGAAGAUUUAUACAAGAUAACGCUCAAGAGUGUUGUGAUGAACGAGAAGAUUUACAUAAUGGAUCGAAGAACUAACGUUGUUUACGAUCCUAAAAAAGGUGUAUGGGAGAAGGACUUCUUAUUGAAUAGUGAUUGGAAAGUUGGUUCGUGCGUUAUUGAUAACAUGUUGUACACAUUUGGUUUUGAUUGUCAAAAAAGUGUUUAUCGAAUACACGUCUAUGAUCCAAGAGUGAGGGUGUGGAGUUUCGUGAAAGGUGUUGAGAAUAUACCAAAGAUGCAUGAAAUUCAAGGAUCUAGAAUGGCGAAUCAUGGCGGAGAUCUCACAGUUUUGCUCAACCUUGAUAAAAGUGGAGGAACAGAGAUUUGGUGUAUACAAGUUGCAUUGGAAAGGCGAGGAGAACACAGAGAGAUUUGGGGAAAGGUUUUGUGGUCUAAUCUUGUGCUAACUUUGGAAAAUUCAUCGACAAUUGUUCAAUGUUUGGAUGUAACAAUUUGAUGAAGCAUGAGAUGGUUUUAUGUAAUCGUAAUGAAAGUUUUCCUUAA
Molecule: messenger RNA, 993 nt
Organism: Arabidopsis lyrata subsp. lyrata
Lineage: Eukaryota; Viridiplantae; Streptophyta; Magnoliopsida; Brassicales; Brassicaceae
Product: putative F-box/kelch-repeat protein At3g27910
Molecular function (GO): protein binding
Source: RefSeq, a predicted model, not a curated record